This is a messenger RNA of Plasmodium inui San Antonio 1, 351 nucleotides long. Its product is annotated as small nuclear ribonucleoprotein D3. Gene Ontology annotation, molecular function: RNA binding. Gene Ontology annotation, cellular component: SMN-Sm protein complex; commitment complex; U2 snRNP. Bases 1 to 351 code for a protein of 116 amino acids. Gene Ontology annotation, biological process: spliceosomal snRNP assembly; RNA processing. NCBI's taxonomy places the organism in Eukaryota, Apicomplexa, Aconoidasida, Haemosporida, Plasmodiidae. The transcript has 3 exons. The record is from RefSeq and is a predicted model, not a curated record.
AUGUCGGUAGGGAUACCCAUAAAAUUGCUGCACGAAGGAAUAGGCCAUACAAUUUCGGUGGAGACCAAGGCGGGAGUCCUCUACAGGGGUACAUUGCUUUUCGCAGAGGAUAACAUGAACUGCCUUCUAGAGAACGUCUCUGUGGUUAAAAAGGACGGGAAGCAGAUUCUCCUGGAGCAAGUGUACAUACGAGGAGGAAGUGUGUCCUUCAUGAUUUUCCCAGACAUGCUGAGAUAUGCCCCUAUAUUUAAAAUGAACAAGAUUAAAACGAAAACGAACUUUGCCACAAUUCGAAGGGCCAUGGAAGUUCACGCAAGAAUGGCGUCCAAGAACAGAGAUGGCAAAGCGUGA